AUUUUAUGACAGAUAUGGAAGAAAUUAAAAAACAAGUCGGUCAAUCUGAUAGUGAUGAUGACGAGCCUGAAAAUUUGCAGUAUAAGGUGAUCCUGCUCGGCAAUGGUACCGUGGGGAAAACCUCAAUAAUCAACAGAUUUUGUGAAGAUUACUUUGCUAAAACAUAUAAGCAAACUAUUGGAGUUGAUUUCUAUGUCAAACGUCUCGAACUCCCUGAUAACAUAUUCACUGCGCUCCAGGUCUGGGAUAUAGGAGGCCAGAGUAUUUUCAGUAAAAUGGUAACCACCUACAUUUAUGAAGCCAAUGCAGUGAUAUUCGCGUAUGAUAUCACAAACCACCAGAGCUUUGCUGAUCUUGAAGACUGGCACCAGCUGGUCCUGAAGACUUUUGAAGGAAAGGAACCCCCUUUGAUGGCUCUUAUGGGUAACAAAAUUGAUCUGAAUCAUAUGCAGGCAGUAAAGCAAGAAGAACAUGAGCAGUUUGCUGAAGAGAACAGGCUUUAUAACUUCUAUGUAAGUGCGAAAACAGGUGAUCAAAUUGAAGCAUGAUUCUACAAAAUAGCAGCUGAUCUCUCAGGUGUUAAACUGAGCAAAGAGAUGAUAGAGUCUCAACAAAAAGCAGUCAAACCCAAUAUUAUCGACUAUAUGAACAAUGAGGCUGAGUUGGAAAAGGCAGAAGAGGAACAACAGAAAAAGACUAAGAAGAAGGGCAAGAAGACUUGUGCUAUAUUCUAAUUACUUUAUAAGGCUCGUGAGCAUUU
Molecule: messenger RNA, 760 nt
Organism: Moneuplotes crassus
Lineage: Eukaryota; Ciliophora; Spirotrichea; Euplotida; Euplotidae
Source: the annotation of a GenBank genome assembly